CGUGUGUCCCGUUUCUUACCAUUUAGAGUAGUUUGUGAUGUAUAUUCAUAGCAGUAUAAGGCUAGUCGAGGUCUUAUAAAAAUUCAGUUAUGCUCCGCUAACAAUGUUCUUCAGACGUAGAGAUUCAUUCAACAUGUGACGUGCCGAGCAGCAGCUGUCAAAGUUUGAACUUGAGGGCCCAUGUGGAGGCAUUUUGAGUCCGUUCGCGGUUGCUUUGGCUUUAGACAGCUGACACGCCAUGGCAUCAUCGGUAAAACUCUAAUAGGAGGUGAUGGAGAGUGAGGGUUAUUUCUAGUGUAUCCAGAUGAUUGUAUUAUAUUAUACAUUAGAUCAUUUCUCUCGAUAGUGGGAUACUAACCCUACUUCGAAAUGACGACUACAUCGGAAUAAGUAUGAGAAAGUAGGCAUCGUAUGUCACACAAUAAACCUAUAGUAAUUAUCUUAAAAGUUGUUCAAUUCGUUCUAUUUCAUCUGAUCUCCGAAUGAUGACUCCAAAACCAGCUCUUAUAGCUAGAUAAGAGUAAAAACGUAUAAGUCUUUCUUUAUUGAUAUAAAACCCCUCGAUGUUUUAAAAGAUAAACCCUCACUCUCGAUAAUCUGAUAGUCCGAAACGACGAGAUGACUUCCCUCAUAACGAUGAACAUCCCAGCACUCAGAUCAGCAUUUUCAGCUACCAGCAGACGCACAUUCAGCACUAGCAGAGCAAAGCUAGAUGCUUUAGUAUACCUCGAACAUCGUGAUGGUAAAAUCAACCCUGGAUCUUUAUCUGCCCUCACUGCAGCCCAGAAAGUAGACGGAAAAGUAGUCGGUUUAGUAGCAGGCAGCGAGAAUGUAGAUAGUGUAGUAGAAGAAGCUAAGAAAUUACCUGUUAACAAGCUUUUGCUCGCUAAGUCGGAUAUUUACAACCAUCAUUCACCAAGUACACUCGCACCAUUACUUAAAUCAAUAGUCGAGAAUGACAGCGCUAUUACACACUUAUUCGCUGUUCACAGCGCCGUUGGAAAGAAUGUCCUCCCACGUGCUGCUGCCUUGCUCGACACUUCGAUCAUCGCCGAUAUCCUUAACUUGGAAAAUGGCGGUACUGAAUUCACAAGAGGUAUCUAUGCUGGUAAUGCAAUCAGCACUAUAAAGAGCGAUGAGCCUAAGAAGGUCGUCACUGUGAGAGGAACCGCAUUUGAUGCUGCUGUUGCUGGUUCAAGUGAGGUUGCGGUUGAAGAAAUAGCAGCAGUUGAUGCAAAAGACCACGCUCCAUAUGUCUCCUCCGAAAUGACAGUUACUGCUCGCCCUGAUUUAGGCAGCGCAUCAAGAGUAAUCUCAGGUGGAAGAGCACUCAAAUCAGCUGAGAACUUCAACCAAAUUAUUGAACCCCUCGCCGAUAAGCUUGGCGCUGCUAUUGGUGCAUCUAGAGCUGCCGUUGAUAGUGGAUACGCCGACAAUUCAUUGCAAGUUGGACAAACUGGUAAGAUUGUCGCACCAGAACUUUAUAUGGCUAUUGGUAUCUCUGGUGCCAUCCAACAUCUUGCUGGUAUGAAAGAUUCAAAAUUGAUUGUUGCAGUCAACAAGGACCCAGAGGCACCAAUAUUCCAAAUCGCUGACGUUGGACUUGUCGCAGAUUUAUUCGAAGCAGUACCAGAAAUAACAAAGAAGAUAGACACAUAAAUUCUAUAAACAUUGUAAUUUAGAUAUAAUUUCUUUUUUUUUCACG
Molecule: messenger RNA, 1705 nt
Organism: Wallemia mellicola CBS 633.66
Lineage: Eukaryota; Fungi; Basidiomycota; Wallemiomycetes; Wallemiales; Wallemiaceae
Product: electron transfer flavo protein, alpha subunit
Exons: 4
Coding region: 619-1659 (346 amino acids)
Cellular component (GO): mitochondrion
Molecular function (GO): flavin adenine dinucleotide binding; electron transfer activity
Source: RefSeq, a predicted model, not a curated record